Molecule: messenger RNA, 1306 nt
Organism: Phyllostomus hastatus (greater spear-nosed bat)
Lineage: Eukaryota; Metazoa; Chordata; Mammalia; Chiroptera; Phyllostomidae
Gene: MPV17L
Product: MPV17 mitochondrial inner membrane protein like
Exons: 4
Coding region: 101-691 (196 amino acids)
Cellular component (GO): membrane; cytoplasm
Source: RefSeq, a predicted model, not a curated record
AUCGCUCCUGUGCUUCUGGAGGAGGCAGGUGCAGGUGGCGGAAGGAGGCGUCGGGAGUGCAAGGACGGCGGCGGUCGCAGGCUGUACCCCACGUCGCGGCAUGGCGGGCUGGUGGUGGGCACUGCCGCGCGCAGCCGGGCGCCACCCGUGGCUCUCGAACGUGCUGCUUUAUGGCGCGCUCUGCUCGGCCGGCGACGCACUGCAGCAGCGGCUGAGCGGUGGCCCCCCCGACUGGCGGCGGACGCGGUGCGUGGCCACCGUGGCCGUGGUUUUCCACGCCAACUACAACUACGUGUGGCAGCGCCUGCUGGAGCGCGCGGUGCCGGGCCGCACGCCGCGCGCCAUCCUGACCAAGGUCCUUUGGGACCAAGCAGUGGGCGCACCAGUGGCCAUUUCGGCUUUCUACACCGGUAUGAGUAUCCUCCAGGGAAAGGAUGACAUAUUUUUGGACCUGAAACAGAAAUUCUGGAAUACAUAUAAGAGUGGUCUGAUGUACUGGCCUUUUGUACAGCUGACCAACUUUAGCCUUGUUCCUGUGCAGUGGAGAACAGCUUACACUGGACUCUUCGGUUUUCUGUGGGUCUCCUUCCUUUGCUAUUCACAGCAGAGUGGCGAUGGCACACUGAAGUCAGCUUUCACCUUCCUUCAUCCAAAGGAGGCCAACCAAGUUGAAAGGCCCUCAGAGAAAUAAGAAAUCAAGGACUCCCUGAAAGUGACAAUAUUUUUCCUGAAAUGCAGUAAAUUGCCUGCUGAUAAAAUUCUCUACUUACCUGCAGUUAUGUGCUCCAUUGAAAGAAUUAUUAUGCCAUAGGCCCCCUUGUUUCUUAAUGAUCAAUAAGUACUUUAAAUUUUAUUUAAAACUUUUUUCCUCAUUCUAGCCUGAAAUUAUUACUUUUCUAAUGUUUUCACUUCUUCAGUACUUUGGUAAAUACCAAUAACAGUGGUUAAAUGACAUUUUGUAAUUAUUACUAUUUCUAAUAUUUUAAGGCCAUUUAAUUAUACUCGAUGCCUUUAAUUAUUAAUGCCACUUAAGGAACCUGUUUUGAUUGUAUACAUCUAUUUUCUAACAUCUCAGGUUAUCCCUAAAUAGUUGGAUCUGAUUACUUUUUAUAUCAAAAUAGUUCUUAAUAGUAAAAUUCUAUUUACAUAGAACUCAAUCAAAGACAAUAUUAAGUAACCAGGUUCCUCCCCACUCCAAUACUAUAUAAUUAUUUUAUGCUGAUACUAAAGUUCUGUAAGUAUAUUUUAUAUCAUAAAAAAGUAGUGUCUGAUUGGUAUAGAAUAUAUUUGAUGUCUUCUAUUGUAA